Daucus carota subsp. sativus is the source of this 1801-nucleotide messenger RNA. RefSeq lists its product as uncharacterized. The coding region runs from base 145 to 1464 and encodes 439 amino acids. Gene Ontology annotation, molecular function: rRNA N-glycosylase activity. NCBI's taxonomy places the organism in Eukaryota, Viridiplantae, Streptophyta, Magnoliopsida, Apiales, Apiaceae. The record is from RefSeq and is a predicted model, not a curated record. The transcript has 2 exons. Gene Ontology annotation, biological process: negative regulation of translation.
AGUCACCUUUUGUAUAUGAAAUAUCAACUGGCAUUCUAUAUAUUAAGUUUAUCAGUAGUUGAAGACUUGCAGUUGUUAAAUCCGGAAAGACCUGUAAUAACAAACUAUCUCCCUUCACUUUAUUGCUAACAUCUUCAAGCUUAUAUGACAUCUACCUCUCAGCCCACUGCGGUUUCAUCUGAUGAACCGCUUACUCUAAACCUUGAUAAAAAUGAAAAAGAUGAGUACGAAAAGUUCAUCAAAAGCUUAAUUAAGGAAUUUCCGCCAUGUGAUGUAGAGAAAGAACUUCGAAACUUUGAUAAAGAGAGCGCUGAUAAAGAGUUGAAAUCCAAAAUUGAAAAAUGUUUUCCGGGAAUUCCUGGAAAUGCUGCAAGCACUCGCCAAAAGGAAAGCGUUCGACGAACCUGUAGUAUAGAGGAGUUGAAGGAUAAGAAUUGGCUUCUCAAAGUAAGGUUAAAGCAUGAAUGUCGCAAUUUGGACAUUUUGAUAAAGAAAAAUAAUCUCUACUUAGUCGGGUACAAGGGUAAAUAUAAAGAAAAAGAAGAAGACGGAGCGGUGAAUGCUGAAACGGAGCAAGCUGAUUACUGGAUUGUUCUAACUGGGAAAAAUCAUCGCGAAGUUGUUAAGUCUUUCCAGAAGUUUCCGCCAUCGACGGACCCGCUAAAGGAAGUUAAACUGAGUACAUCAUACAGUGCAUUGUUUGGCAUAUCUGAUCCAUCUUUUAAGGGUUCUGAGCCAGAGGCAGACCGGAGUGCAGAGAAAGAAGAGAAGUCGAAAAUGGUUCUAGCACGAAAAGGGAGAGACAAAGAAAGAAAAAUAACUGACGCCGUAACAGAAUUGAAGGCAAUGAAAGAGCAAAUUGAAAGGCUGAAGGGAAAAGAUAAUAAAGACUUGAUCAAAAGAGUGGACACAUUGUUAGCUAUGGUGCCAAGAGAUAUUACCCUUGAGCGUGUAAAAGAACUUAUAGGUGCUGAUGACAAAGCAGCGCUAGAUUUUUUGAAUUAUUUAAAAGAGCCGCGAGAGGAUUAUAACCCUGAGCGACAGCAUCGUAAAUUCAUAGAGCAAAGUGUUAAAGUAGACAAUGAAAUCAGAAGAGUGAAGGAUCGUUUGGCAAAGGUAAAGUUGAACAGACGAGCCUUCAUAAAAGCAGUCAAUUAUCUCACCGCCUCCUCAUUGGAUCAGGAAGAUAGAAAAUUCGCUAAACAUAUUAUAAAGUUGGCCCUGAUGAUAUGUGAAGCUGUGAGAUUUCAAUCUAUCGCAGAGCAUGUUGCAUGCAAUUAUUACCACAAGGAAACCCACACUGAUUCUAAUUUGCCUGAAAACUGUAUUACUUCCAUAUAUUAUUGGGGUGAUAGAUCGGCCUUAAUGCAACGUGGGGGGUGGUACGAUGCUGAAAGACGUUUGUUGGGAGAAAAUCCGACAGUCAUAAGGCAAAUGGAUAAAGACAAGAGAGACAAAGAGUAACUGGAGCAACUACCAAAUAGUAAGUUCUAGCUCUGUAUAAUAUUUGGAUCUGCAGUCUUUCUACAACGUGAAACUCUUCAUUUAUUGUGUUUAUUUAUUCGUUUCAUCGUCCCUUGUUUUGCCAUACUACUCGCUAUAUUUGCUGCAGGAGGCCAGAAAGUCCGCGUCAAUCAAAAAAAUUUCCUCUCUACAGAUCCUGGUCUGCUAGCAACUCUAUGGAUUAUGUGCUUGGAAAGCAAAGCUGGCAUUUGGAAGAAUUUAGUACUACUCAUUUUAAUUCAGUGUGAAAUAAUUAAGAUUGUGUUCUGAGUUGAUUCAAUGUUGAUUGUGAUUUCUA